AUGAGCAGAGGAAAGGGAAGUCGAGGACAAUCGAGCACUAGGGGCCGAGGAACAGGAGACCCGAGGAUUGAUGGGGUCAUUCAGGCUAUGCAGGAGAUAGGAAAUGUGGUGGAAAGGCAGGCCCAAGAAAGGACUGCCGCCAUUGCCCAAGCUGUCGAGGCCGCAGCUGCUGCCGCUUUUCUAAAGUUAAAGACGCCGAAGUUUGACGGAAAAUGUGACCCCGAGGCCGCGCCACGUUGGGUGGAAGAGCUGGAGAAGGCCUUUGAAGUACUGGGGUACACCGAGGCUGAGAAGGUGACCUUAGCUGUGUAUCAGUUGCAAGAUAAUGCUAGUGAUUGGUGGAAGGCCACUAGGGGAAGAGUGUUCCUUGAGGGUGUCGCUCAGACUUGGGCCGUGUUUUCUGAGAACUUUUAUGGAAAAUUCUUCUCUGAGAGUGCUAGGGAAAGGAAACUAGCAGAGAUGGUAGAACAUCCUGAGGACAAGGCGCGAAGGUUUCGGGAUAGACUAAAAGCCGACAUUCGCACUCAGUUAAUUCCGGAUCAGGUGGACAGGGCAGCCGCUUCUGGAUCGCGGUUUGCCCCGGUUAAGGACAAUCGCCGCUUCGGGAAGAAGCCGAUGGCGGGAAAUAGACGAUUUGUCCCCCCCGUAAGGAAGAACAUCGGGAAGCCGAACUACCAGCAGAAUAGGUUUGGGGCUUGUUUUAAGUGCGGGAGCACGGACCAUCAGAUCAUAUAUUGCCCUCAGCUGGGUCCAGCAGGACCACCAAUGCGAGCUCAGCCGCCUCGGAUCGGGAAUCAGGCAAGGAAUCCCCCGCCGGCUAUUCAGGGCAGGCCGCCAGCGCAAGGAAGAGUGUAUGCGAUGGCGCGAAGGGAGGCUGAGGACAUGCCAGGCGUGGUCACAGGAGAUGCAUGUUAG
This is a messenger RNA of Syzygium oleosum, 915 nucleotides long. RefSeq lists its product as uncharacterized. Bases 1 to 915 code for a protein of 304 amino acids. The record is from RefSeq and is a predicted model, not a curated record. The transcript has 5 exons. Lineage: Eukaryota; Viridiplantae; Streptophyta; Magnoliopsida; Myrtales; Myrtaceae.